AUUAGCAGAGUGACACAGCUGCCUUACAGAGAGCCAGGGGCAAUUUCAAGAAACCUGUGGAGUACACUUCUACAACUACGAGAAGAACUUUUUUAUCCAGCUGAAUUAAAAGAUCAUACCAGGAGUCAAAAUGAAGUUCAUCUUCCAGUCCUUCCUCUAUUGCUGUCUGCUGGUGACAGUAGGACACUGCUUGGAACUUGAAGUGAACCCAGAGUCCAAAAAAAGACUAAGCAUAUGGCUCGGGAGGAGAUUGAGACGGGAUCUCCACAGUGAAUCAGUACAGAGGAUAGCAGAGUCUGAGAACUUUGUCAGACCAGAAGAUAUCAGGGAUACUUUGCUGCCACAUUCCAGCACUGACAUCAAUGUCCGAACCAAGAGGUCCAAAAACUCAGCCAACCAGUCCAGGAGACAAGGCUGCUCACUGGGCACUUGCACAGUGCACGACCUGGCACACCGCCUCCACCAGCUCAACAACAAGUUGAAGAUCGGGAGUGCCCCUAUAGACAAGAUCAGCCCACAAGGAUACGGCCGGAGGCGUCGAUCUCUUCCCCCACAAAGAGUCACACUGAGGCUGGAGCAGGGCAGGCUGAGGCCCGUGUGGAGCGUAACUGACUCACAAGUUCAGAAGCUGGAGGCUCUCCUCAGACGGACAUGAGCAGGACUUUGUGCAAGAAUAGUCGGGAACAAAAGCGAGGGAGUUAGUGUCCUCACUGUUCUGUUCUGAAAAAAUUCUCGAAAUGCCUCAGACUCUUGCCAAGUUUUUCUCCAGCAUGUCUUUUUCCAGGCAGGAGGACUGAGUGAGAGCAAGAGCGGCUGCACUGAGUUUCUGUGAAGGCUGCAGCUCAGAGAUGGAGAGAAACCAGCAGAUGGCUUACAGACACUGGAUGGCAUGGCUUGGAGCAAAGUGCAGGUGUUUCUCUCUGGGAGAAAAGCAGAGUGGUAAUGCCUGGCAAAGUGGACACAUCCUCUGGCUUGAAGAAGGAACUCUUUUCUUACAUUCUGGGACUUAACACAUUUCUUCCUCAAGGCCAGAACUUUGAUAAGUGCUAUCCUCCAAGGAUUAUACCAUCAUGUUCCAAACUGUCAGUACUUGUAUGCACUUUUCCAUGUGGACUAAAAGUCAAAUGAAUCAUCAGGAAAAGACAUCUUCAUUGCAAUGCCAACAGGAACAUGGGCUAAGGAGUUUAUAUAAAGUUUUGGACACUGUAUAAGGGAAAAUGCCUUAGAUUCUGUGAGAUAUGUGCCAAUCCACGAUGGAUUGAAAUAUACUUGAAUUUGUUAUUGUAAUGUACAAAACCAUGUGCAAUCUAUAUUUGUUUUUAUCGCAGGUAUAUGUAUAUAUGAAAUCCUCUAUUUAAAUAUUAUAUAAAAGUUACAUUUAAGUACUUAUGCAGAUAGAACUAUUUUUGUACAGGAAGAAAUAUAUAUGGGCAUUGUAGCUAUUUGUCAUUAUUCUUUUGCAAACUGUGGUAAUAGGAUAUCUGUUUUAUAGUUAUAUUAUAUAUUUUUCAAAUGUGCUCUAUUUUAUUUGUGUCAAAACAAUUACAUUGUCAUUCAAUAAACAUUUUGCAUACAAAAUUAA
Messenger RNA from Notolabrus celidotus (New Zealand spotty), 1582 nucleotides. It is a transcript of the gene adma, whose product is annotated as adrenomedullin a. The coding region runs from base 131 to 655 and encodes 174 amino acids. Gene Ontology annotation, biological process: adenylate cyclase-activating G protein-coupled receptor signaling pathway; positive regulation of heart rate; regulation of systemic arterial blood pressure. The record is from RefSeq and is a predicted model, not a curated record. The transcript is spliced from 4 exons. Lineage: Eukaryota; Metazoa; Chordata; Actinopteri; Labriformes; Labridae. Gene Ontology annotation, cellular component: extracellular region. Gene Ontology annotation, molecular function: hormone activity; adrenomedullin receptor binding.